AGACCCAAUUGAUGAAAAUUGAAAGCAGACGGAAAAGAUUUUUUAAAAAAGGUUUAUGGUCGAAACAUCUUAAGAAGAAGAAUCAUUUUCGAGCCACUCGAUCACGAACAAAAAUAGAUGAAAGAGUUUACGAUUACGAUGACAUGGAAUACGUUGCAAAUAUAUCAGUUGGCUCACCCAUUGGGAAGCAAACGUUUUUGGUAGUUUUGGAUACAGGAUCAUCAAAUGUGUGGAUUCCAGAAAUGAACUGUGCUUCCACUGAUUGUCUGGAAAAAAAUCGUUUCGACCCAUUACUCUCAAAAACAUAUGAGGAGGAUGGCCGUACUUGGUCAAUACUGUACGGUGAUGGAUCAAAUGCGCAUGGAUUAUUGGGGCGAGAUUACAUGGCUUUUGGAUCAAAUAUGAAUGGCUCACUGACUAUUUCAAAUAUAACGUUUGGAUUAGCUCGGAAAUUAAGUGGAUUCAAAGAUGAUCCAGUUGAUGGCAUUGUUGGCUUGGCUUUCACAUCAAUUGCUGUAAACGGUGUUACACCACCACUAAUUGCUGCCAUUAAUCAAAACAUUCUUGUGCCAUCUCUUUUCACCGUCUGGUUAGAUCGUCGAGGUGCACAACAGAACGUUUUUGGUGGUAUAUUUACUUAUGGUGCUGUAGAUAACGUGAAUUGUGAAGAUGUAAUUGAUUAUGAACCACUGUCAUCAGCAACAUUUUGGCAGUUUCGCUUACGUGGUGUUAAAGCAGUUGGUUAUUCCAUAGGUGGAACGUGGGAAGCGAUAUCGGAUACAGGGACAUCGCUAAUUGCUGGACCGGCCGCCGUCGUUAAUCGUUUGGGUGCAGCUGUCAAAGCAAAAUACGAUCAAAAUGAAGAAAUGUUCUUCAUAAAAUGUGAUGCUAAACCUCCACCAGUUACACUGAUUAUUGGUUCUCAUGAAUACAACAUACAAUCAGAAAAUUAUAUCGUUGCGAUUGAAAACAACACAUGUAUUUUUUCAUUCUUCUCACUGGAAGGUGGCGGUUUUGGACCAGCGUGGAUAUUUGGUGAUCCUUUUAUCAGGCAAUAUUGUCAAAUUUAUGAUAUUGGUAAGGAACGGAUUGGUUUUGCCCUAGCAAAGUAA
Loa loa (African eye worm) is the source of this 1112-nucleotide messenger RNA. RefSeq lists its product as hypothetical. Gene Ontology annotation, molecular function: aspartic-type endopeptidase activity. NCBI's taxonomy places the organism in Eukaryota, Metazoa, Nematoda, Chromadorea, Rhabditida, Onchocercidae. The coding region runs from base 12 to 1112 and encodes 366 amino acids. The record is from RefSeq and is a predicted model, not a curated record. Gene Ontology annotation, cellular component: lysosome. Gene Ontology annotation, biological process: cell death; proteolysis. The transcript has 6 exons.